CCCCCGCCGCCACCAUCGACACCCGUUCCCACAUCUCCAACCUCGAACGCGUUCUCCUCAGAUCCACUCCCCAUCCCCCCUCCCUCUUCCCCGUCCUCCACAACGACGACCAACACCGCCACAACCCGAAACCCUCCGCCGCGAACGACGGCGGCCUCCUCAACGCUCUGAAUCUAUCCUCUCUGUUUUCUUCCGUUCGGAGCUCCGUUACCGCCGCCGAUGAGGUUUCCCCUCGUAGCCUCGCUCAACUCCAGCGACUCCUCUCCGAUUCCUCCCGCCCAUCUCCAAAAACCUCGAUCGCGUCCAGGUGGCGGCUCCUCCAUGGCUCCCGCAACUGGUCCGGUCUCCUCGACCCCCUUGAUGAGAAUCUCCGUCGAGAACUCGUCCGCUACGGCGAUCUCGUACAGGCGGCGUACCGCAUAUUCCACUCUAAUCCAUCCGCCUCCCCUUCUCGUCCCCGCCACAUGGUCCUCCCCGAUCGCAACUACCGCGCCACCAGAAGCCUCUUCGCCACCUCCUCCGUCGAAAUCCCCAGCUGGCUUAACCACGCCGCAUCCUCCGCUCCUCCGUGGAUGACCCAAUCAUCCUCCUGGAUCGGCUUCGUUGCCGUCUGCGAUAACGAACGCGAGAUCGCCCGUAUGGGCCGCCGCGACAUCGUCGUCGCCCUUCGCGGCACCGCUACCGCUCUUGAAUGGGCCGAGAAUCUCCGCACAACUCUCCACCCCAUGCCCGAUUCCCCCUCUGCGAAGAUCUCCUCUGGUUUCAUGAACCUUUACAAAUCAUCCCCUGGCUCAACUACUCCAAGCCUUUCCACCGCGAUCGUCAACGAAAUCCGCCGUCUCGUUGCCCAGUACGCCGGUGAGGAGCUAAGCAUUACGAUCACCGGACAUAGCCUCGGCGCAGCCCUCGCUAUUCUCAUCGCCGACGAACUAGCGGACGAAAUUGAAAACGCGCCGCCGAUCGCCGUAGUAUCCUUCGGCGGUCCCCGCGUGGGAAACCGCGAAUUCGCCGAUAGGGUUGAGAAGAAAGGAGUGAAGGUUCUUCGUGUUGUGAACACGAACGAUCUGGUUACUAGGGUUCCGGCCGGGGAUCACCGCGGCGAAAAAGAAAAGGGGAACUGGUUGCGUUCGCACCUGCUGGAUGGGUUGGAGGGUUAUGCGCACGUGGGAACGGAGUUGCGUGUGGAUAAUCGGGAUUCGCCGUACCUUAAACCCAACGCUGACCCGGCUUGCUGUCACGACCUGGAGGCUUACCUGCAUCUAGUUGAUGGGUUUAUGGGGACUGGCUGCCCGUUCCGGUCUAAUGCGAAGAGGAGUUUGGCCCGGUUGCUGAGCCAGCAACGACCCAAUGUGAAGAAGAUCUAUGUGAACCGGGUUUGGUCUCUUGGGGCGGUCGAGUCGGGCCGUGGGGCCGUCGAGGUUCACCAUGGUUGUCUUGUUAGCCCCUCUGGAUAAACCGCAGAGGACUAUAUUAGUUAAUAAGGAUUGUAAAUUAUGUUUAAGGAAUCAUGGAAUUAAGUUACGGAUAUUAUUGAAUUAUAGUUUGGCAAUUUUUGAUAUGGGCAUUUACAUAAAUACCACCAAUUUUU
Phalaenopsis equestris is the source of this 1588-nucleotide messenger RNA. Its product is annotated as phospholipase A1-Ibeta2, chloroplastic-like. NCBI's taxonomy places the organism in Eukaryota, Viridiplantae, Streptophyta, Magnoliopsida, Asparagales, Orchidaceae. The record is from RefSeq and is a predicted model, not a curated record. Gene Ontology annotation, biological process: lipid metabolic process. Gene Ontology annotation, molecular function: glycerophospholipase activity.